Molecule: messenger RNA, 4793 nt
Organism: Scomber japonicus (chub mackerel)
Lineage: Eukaryota; Metazoa; Chordata; Actinopteri; Scombriformes; Scombridae
Gene: itga11a
Product: integrin, alpha 11a
Exons: 30
Coding region: 1-3573 (1190 amino acids)
Biological process (GO): cell adhesion mediated by integrin; cell-matrix adhesion; integrin-mediated signaling pathway
Cellular component (GO): integrin complex; external side of plasma membrane
Molecular function (GO): integrin binding
Source: RefSeq, a predicted model, not a curated record
AUGGAGUACUACUGCUUCCUUCUAAUUGUCUUUUCUUUUCUAGGAUUCCAUGACUGCUUCAAUAUCGACACAAAAAGACACAGGAUCAUCAAAGGUCCGAAACAAGCCCAGUUUGGAUACACUGUUCAGCAACAUGUGGCUGCGGGGGGAGAAAAAUGGUUAUUAGUGGGGGCUCCAUAUGAAAUGAAUGGUCCUUACCAGACGGGGGAUGUAUAUAAAUGUUCACUGAGCAAACGAACCAAUGGAAAUGGUUGCUCCAAGCUUAACCUAGGAAGGAUAUCUCUGACCAAUGUAUCAGAGCGGAAGGACAAGAUGAGGCUGGGAAUGACGCUCACAUCUAACCCUAAAGACAACAGCUUUGUGGCUUGUGGGCCACUAUGGUCCUACGAGUGUGGCAGCUCUUACUACAGCACUGGCAUAUGCUCCAGAGUCAAUGCAAGCUUCAAGUUCUCCAGAACGAUUGCACCCGCUUUUCAAAGAUGUGAGACAUACAUGGACAUAGUGAUUGUUCUGGAUGGCUCAAACUCCAUCUACCCUUGGUAUGAAGUGCAGGCUUUUCUCAUUAACAUUCUUCAGAAGUUCUACAUUGGACCAGGUCAAAUACAGGUUGGAGUUGUUCAGUACGGUGAGAAGGUGGUCCAUGAGUUCAAACUCAGCGACUACAAGUCAGUUGAGGAAGUGGUGAAGAGAGCACGCAAUAUCAACCAGCGUGGAGGAGAGGAGACCAACACAGCUCUUGGUAUAAACGUAGCACGUUCACAAGCUUUUAAACAAGGAGGUCGGCGUGGUGCCAAGAAAGUGAUGAUUGUGAUAACUGACGGAGAGUCACAUGACAGUCCAGAUCUCCAGCAAGCCAUCGAGGACAGUGAGAGGGAUGGCAUCACCCGUUAUGCCAUUGCUGUCCUCGGCUACUACAACCGUAGAGGAAUCAACCCUGAGGCCUUCCUUAAUGAAAUCAAAUACAUUGCCAGCGACCCAGAUGACAAACACUUCUUUAAUGUAACAGAUGAGUCAGCGCUGAAGGAUAUCGUGGAUGCACUUGGAGAGCGCAUCUUCAGUUUGGAAGGAACCAGUAAGAAUGGGACAGCGUUUGGUCUCCAGAUGUCUCAGGCUGGAUUUUCCGCACACAACGUCGAGGAUGGGAUUCUGGUGGGUGCUGUUGGGGCUUAUGAUUGGAACGGGGCAGUGCUGAAGGAAACACGCCAGGGCAAGGUGGUCCCUCCCAAGUCUUCCUACAGACUGGAGUUCCCUGAGGAGCUCAAAAACCAUGGUGCCUACUUGGGUUAUACCGUGACGUCUGUGGUGUCAGCCAGAAACGGCCGUCUACUUGUAGCAGGAGCUCCACGUUUUAACCACACUGGGAAAGUCAUCAUCUUCACCCUGAAGAACUCGGGCAACCUCACCAUACUUCACUCCCUCAAAGGCCAGCAGAUUGGCUCCUACUAUGGCAGUGAGAUUGCACCUCUGGAUAUUGAUGGAGACGGUGUGACUGACAACCUUUUGGUGGCAGCUCCCAUGUUCUUCAAUGGAGGCUUGGAGAAGGGAAAGGUCUACAUCUACAGAGUGACAGAGCUGAAUCGUUUUAUUCUUGAGGGCGCGUUGGAGAUCCAUAACGGUGGCCAGAACGCUCGCUUUGGUUCAUCCCUCGCUCCUGUCCCGGAUUUAAAUGGUGACGGCUUCAAUGACUUGGUCGUGGGAGCACCGCUGGAAGACGAUCACAAAGGAGCCAUAUAUGUUUUCUUCAGUCAGCACAACAGAAUACUGCGCAAAUACAAACAGAGGAUAGCGGCAGCAGACUUGGCCCCUGGCCUGCAGUACUUUGGCCGUAGUAUCCAUGGCGUGAUGGACAUGAAUGAUGAUGGUUUAGUGGACCUGGCAGUAGGUUCCCUUGGUGCCGCUGUUCUCCUUUGGUCACAGAGUGUUAUCCGGAUAUAUACCACUGUCCGGUUUGAGCCCAGUAAGAUCAACAUCUUUGUGAAGGACUGUCAGAGAGGUGGCAAAGACGUGACCUGUAUGUCAGCCAUCGUAUGUUUCAACAUCACUGCCAGGACAGCCAUUCUUCCCACACAGGAAAUUGGGAUCAAAUAUAAUGUCUCCAUUGUGGAGCGACGUUUCAAACCUCGGGCCAUAAUGGACAACCCAAGCAAGCUGCAGCCUCAAAACCUGACCAUUCUUCCUGGAGAACAAACCUGCGAACACAUCUACUUCCACGUCAUGGAGACUACAGACUAUGCAAGGCCCAUAGUGUUUGCUGCACAAGUCGGGCUGCAGGAUCCAAAUCAGGGACCAGUUCUAGAUGAAAGCUGGCCAACUGUCGUAAGAACUGAGCUGCCCUUUUGGAACGGCUGCGAUGAGGAUGACCGCUGUAUACCUGAACUAGCACUGCAAAGUAUGACUGACCUGAUGACUCGAAAUCAGUUUUGUGCGCAGGCUGUACAGUCUCGAAGUGCUUUCUGCCGCAAUUUAAACGAAGGAGAGAUGGAGGGAUCUCUGCGGGUUUUAGAGGGAAACAGGAGAAGGAUGGUGGUGGACGUCCGAUUGGAGAACAAAGGAGAAAAUGCCUACAACACUCGCCUCAAUAUCACCUACACAAGCAAUCUACGCUUCUCUAGCCUCAUUGUCAAGGACAACUCGGACAUCAAGAUAGAGUGUUACAUUGAAGACAAACUGAGAAAUGAGAAGAUCUGCAAUGUCAGCACUCCGUUUAUGAGGGCCAAAUCUCAGGUAUCAUUUCGUCUGGAGUUUGAGUUCAGCCGUACUGUCUUCUUAGAGCACGUCAGGAUCAUCCUGGAGGCCAGCAGUGAUGGCGAGGAAGUGAGCACAACUGACAAUUUCAACGAUAUCUAUUACUCACUGAGAUAUGAGGGAGACCUUCUAUUUACGAGGGAUUCAAACCCGACUCGGUAUGAGAUCAAAUCGGAAUUGUCACUGGAGGAGCCGGGGAUUAUCGGUCCUCCUUUCAACUUCACUUUUCAGAUCCAGAACCUUGGCUACUUUCCAGUAAAGGAUCUGCAGCUCAACAUUGAGAUACCAGAAAUGACAAAAAAUGGGAACCAGCUCCUGCAGAUAUCUGACUUUCAUAUUGAUCAGGUGAACGGUACACGCUGUUUACCUCCGCAGCAUGUGGCACAGAGCCGAGCAUCACCUGAGGACCUGUCACGCUUCUCUCGCUUGAACCGAUCCAACACCUUAACUCUGCCAAUCCAGUGCACUGUCAAUGUGGCUUCCUACAGAGAUAUUGCCGUUAGAAUCAGAGGAGCUCUACGAAUAGAUACCUUACACGCACUGAAGUUUAAAAUCCUGGAGCUGGUAAUCAGUGCAUCGGUGGAGCUCCCCUCCUCCAGCCGCAUGUUUCUACAUGAAGAGAGGCCUGUCAGACAUAUUGUAUUGGAGAUCAGGAAAGAGGGAGAUUACAGAAUCCCGACCUGGAUUAUUGUUGGUAGCACGCUGGGAGGACUCUUAUUGUUAGCCCUGCUCAGUCUGGCUCUAUGGAAGCUCGGCUUCUUCCGGAGACAGAAGCGGAGAGACGAAGACGAGCAAGAGGCAAACGGGAAAGUGGCAGAGGAGCGGUAACGCAGGCUGAGGGCCCCGAUCAGACACCUUUUCCACAGGGGACCCGACACUCAGGGACUAACCCACCUCCCCCUGUUCCCCAACAACCACAGUGGCACCGCGUAGACAGCUCCGCUUGAUCGCUGAGGCAAGGCUUGUUCAGUGCACUGGAUCUGCCCCACGCCACGACCCCCGGACCCCUCCCGAGAGUCAGCACUGUCAUAUUCACUUAGCAUUCCUGCACUGUUACGACAUUAGGGCCUUCUUUGUCUAUGUAUUCCACUGCCCUUGAUGUCGUCCCUUUAAAGAUCUCGGAGCUCUCGAUUUCUCGGCUACGGGCUGGAGUUCUGGUGCUUUUUCUGGCCGCUUGAAAAGAUUAGAGCGAGCUUUGAUCGAUCUGUUCCAAGAAUUUCAGGCUGCAAUUCGCCUUUGAGGCAUUCGUUAGCCAAUCAUUCUUUUGUCUCUUUCUAAUGUGUAUUUAUUUAACUCUUAUGAUAAUUGAAAUACAUGAAAAACCUCAAGGGUGACUCGCCACCCAAAAGCUUCCGCAAAUGUAAAGAUAUUUUACUGUACAUUGAAUUCGAUGUUUAAAAUAUUUUAUCUGCAAUACGUUCAGUUGACUUGCAUAAUAAUUUAUGACAAAACUAAACUGAAAACUAAAGUCACCAGAGUACAAAGAAGAUUCAUGAUGUUUUACUUUCAGAGACUUUUCUUGAUCUUUUGCUACAGAGAAGAAUCUUCUAAACAUGCAUCCUGCUCCUUGGAGUUCACUCUUUUUCUUUUGAUAUUUUCAUCCUGGAAAACGUGAAGGAUGGUCUUUAAACAGUUGAUGCACUUUUACUUUGUACAAAAUUAACUUGAAUUUUGUAAAUACUCAAGUACCUUUUUAUACCCUUUCAAAUAUUAUAAUGGUUUUCAGUAUUUCCACGUGGUUUAUGGCAUUACUUUGUAACAUAAGCAACAAGGCAAAUGAAAACAAGUCAGCUUUGGGUUAUUGAACUUGUUUUGAGACAGUUGCAUGCCUUUUUAACAUGCAAUGCAUCAGAACAAAAGGUUUGCAUCAAAUACUGCAGCCAACCUGUUCAGGAUAUUUUUAACGAAGAAGAACUGUAUCAAAAUGAUAUUUAGAUGCCAUAAAAGUGAGUCCAGUAAACGCACAUUGCUUACAGUGUGUCAACACCAUCCUGGUGUUACCAAUGAAUGUCAGUUUGUCCUGUUUGAUAAGGUGUGAAGAGCUGUAA